Zophobas morio is the source of this 3203-nucleotide messenger RNA. RefSeq names its product paramyosin, long form. Gene Ontology annotation, molecular function: actin filament binding; microfilament motor activity. Gene Ontology annotation, cellular component: myosin II complex; myosin filament; cytoplasm. NCBI's taxonomy places the organism in Eukaryota, Metazoa, Arthropoda, Insecta, Coleoptera, Tenebrionidae. The record is from RefSeq and is a predicted model, not a curated record. Bases 145 to 2775 code for a protein of 876 amino acids. The transcript is spliced from 11 exons.
UAUUUCGGCUUUCGCCGUCGCGACGCUCAUACGAACGACUUAGCCACCACUGUCAGGCGGCGCAGCACGCGGGUUUCUUACACUGAAAUUUCGACGGUCAGUGCACCAAACCAAAACGAACCAGGAAAUACCUAAGAAAUCGCAAUGUCUUCCUCAGUAGCGAAGACCUCCAAGUACACCUACCGCUCCACCGGGGGCGGUGCCGCCGACGUCAGCAUCGAAUACAGCGCCGACCUGAGCGCCCUUACCAGAUUAGAGGACAAAAUCCGGCUCCUCAAUGAAGAUCUCGAAAUCGAGAGGGAACUCAGACAGAGGAUUGAGAGAGAAAAGGCCGACCUCAGCGUGCAAGUAAUCCAGCUGUCCGAACGUCUCGAAGAAGCGGAAGGUGGCGCUGAAAGUCAGUUUGAGAUCAACAAAAAGCGCGACACUGAACUUCUCAAGUUGCGCAAACUUCUCGAGGACGUCCAUUUGGAGUCCGAAGAGACCGCCGCCAUCUUGAAGAGGAAGCACCAAGAAAUUGUUGUCGAUUUCCAGGAACAGAUCGAUUCGGUUACCAAGGCUAAAUCCAGAGCCGAGAAGGAGAAGAGCAAAUUCCAAGCGGAAGUCUACGAAUUGUUGUCACAAGUCGAGAGCUUGAACAAGGAACGUUUGAUCUCCAUUAAACAUGUCGAAAAGUUGGAAAUUUCCAUCACAGAGUUGAAUGUUAGGAUCGAGGAACUCAACCGCACCAUUGUUGAUAUCACAUCGCAUAAGACCCGUUUGGCCCAGGAGAAUGUCGAACUCACCAAGGAGGUUCAAGAUAUUAAGAUCACCCUCGAGAACGCCAACUACUUGAAGAGCCAACUCGCCAGCCAGCUCGAAGAUGCCCGCCGCCGCGCCGAGGAUGACGAACGCCGCCGUUCCCUCCUCGAAGCCCAGCUCCACCAGGUCGAAAUCGAGCUCGAAUCCGUCCGCGUCCAACUCGAAGAGGAGAGCGAAGCUCGCCUCGACCUCGAACGUCAGCUAGUCAAAGCCAACGGCGAAGUCCAAGUGUUCAAGUCCAAAUACGAGGCCGAAUGCCACGCCCGCGCCGAAGAAGUCGAGGAACUCCGCCGCAAAUUCACCGCCAGGAUCACCGAACAAGAGGAACACAUCGAGAGUCUUUUGAUCAAGAUCAACAACCUCGAGAAGCAGAAGUCCCGUCUCCAGUCCGAAGUCGAAGUCCUCAUCAUCGACUUGGAGAAGGCCAACACCACCGCCAGGGAGCUGCAGAAGAGAGUCGAACAGUUGGAAAGGAUCAACAUCGACUUGAAGACCAGACUCGAAGAGACUGUCAACUUAUACGAACAGACCCAGCGGGAUUUGCGCAACAAGCAGCAGGAGUUGCAGAGGACUGUGCACGAAUUGGACAAGACCCGCGAGCAGAAGGAUCAGCUGGCUAGGGAGAACAAGAAGUUGGCCGACGAUUUGGGCGAUGCUAGGAACACCAUUACGGAGCUGACCAGGCGCCUUCAUGAGUUGGAGUUGGAACUGCGCAGGUUGGAGAACGAGCGCGAUGAGCUUACUGCUGCUUACAAAGAGGCUGAAGCUGGUCGCAAAGCUGAGGAAUUGCGUUCUCAACGCUUGGCUUCCGAGUUUGGACAGUACCGUCAUGAGGCCGAGAAGCGUCUUCAAGAGAAGGAUGAGGAGAUUGAAGCUAUUCGCAAGGCCACCAGCAUCGAAAUUGAACAACUUAACGCUCGUGUGGUCGAGGCCGAGACUAGGCUCAAGACCGAGGUCACCCGCAUCAAGAAGAAGCUCCAAAUCCAGAUCACCGAGCUUGAGAUGUCCUUGGACUCCGCCAACAAGCUCAACAUCGACUUGCAGAAGACCAUCAAGAAGCAGUCCCUUCAACUUACCGAAAUCAGUGCCCACUACGACGAGGUUCAGAGGCAACUCCAAGUUACCUUGGAUCAACUCAGUGCAUCGCAGAGGAAAAUCCAAGCUCUUACUGCUGAGGUUGAGGAGAUCAGGGGCAACUAUGAAUCUGCUCUUCGCGGUAAGAGGGUUGCUGAACAAGUCGCUGAAGAAGCCGGUACCAGGAUCAACGAACUCACCACCAUCAACAUUAAUCUGGCGUCCAGCAAGAGCAAAAUCGAACAAGAACUGUCCACUCUCGUUGCUGACUACGAGGAAAUUAACAAGGAAUUGCGCAUUUCUGACGAACGCUACCAGCGCGUCCAGACCGAGUUGAAGCACACCGUCGAAAUCCUGCACGAAGAACAAGAACGCGUCGUCAAGAUCGAAGCCAUCAAGAAGUCUCUCGAGAUCGAAGUCAAGAACUUGUCCGUCCGCCUGGAGGAGGUCGAAGCCAACGCCAUCGUCGGAGGCAAACGCAUCAUCAGCAAACUCGAAGCCCGUCUCCGUGACUUGGAGGUCGAGCUCGACGAGGAGAAGAGACGCCACUCUGAGACCAUCAAGAUCUUGCGCAAGAAGGAACGCACUGUCAAGGAAGUUAUGAUUCAGUGUGAGGAGGAUCAGAAGAACAUCGCUUUGUUGAGCGAAUCUUUGGAGAAGGCCAACGUUAAGAUUUCUGCCUUCAAGAGACAGCUUCAAGAACAGGAGGGUGUUUCCGUUCAGAACGUAACCCGCGUGCGCCGCUUCCAGAGAGAGCUGGAGGCUGCUGAAGACCGCGCCGAUACUGCUGAAAGCAGUUUGUCAUUGAUUCGAGCCAAACACCGCACUUUCGUCACCACCAGUUCCGUGCCCGGCUCUCAGGUCUACCUGGUCCAGGAGACCCGAUCCGAGCAAAUCUAACUGCCUUUAGCACACUAAUAGCCGAUUCGUCUGUCAAAAGCCACUUAAACUUACCAUCGUGACACGCGAACCGGUCCACGUUGUUCAUUAUUUAAUUCAUUUUUUAUUUUUUCUUUUGUUCGUGCACAUGAUGUUGAGAAAAUUAUACAUACAUAUAACUACCACUCUCUUUUAAAGAUUGUUGUUAUGUAAGUUAUUAACAUGCAAGAAACAUACACAUUUCAUACGCAUUAAACGAACAUGAGCGAUUUAUAUUUAUUUCGUGUAUCGCGACGUGUCUCUUUACGUAACUCGAGAAGGCUGUAAGGAAAUCUGUAGGUUUCAAGAUGUUAGUUAUCAUCUGUUAACUUCUACAAGGAUGCAGGAGUAUUGACAAUGUAAUAUGUAAGUUUGAAUGUACCGUGUAAGAAUAAAUUGCUUGUAUACAA